CGGCCAUGCGGCAGUUUAACUUUCGAUUUGUGCUCAGUUUUGCGCACGGCUGUUGUUCGUAUUUACUGCUUUAAGCGUCCACAUACCAUGGAUACAAUUAAGGAGUUUCUUUCUCGUAAAGGUUUCAACCAUUUGAGCUUCUUUGUGGUGAUUUGUUCGGUGGUUUUUGGAAUCAUUCUGCCUGGAGUCUUCGCUUAUAUUGAAGCCAGCGAACAAAGAUAUUUUAGCUGCCAAAUAAAAGGUCGAGAAAACAAAGAUUUCCUUGAAAAAACGUGUUUUACUGACUACCAAGCCAAAAACACAAACGGUUUUCCACUUUAUGGUUUUGUUCUUUUAAACUUCUUAUUGGUUAUAAUGGUGUGCAUCUGCUACUCUCAGUCUGUUCUAUCUAAAGUGAAAUACCUUGAAAGCGAAGACCCCGAAAUGCAAACAAACCAAUCUACUUGUCUAUUAUAUCGUAGGUAUUGCAUUCAACUCGCUGUUAGAUUCACUCUACACAUGAUAUUUUUUAUUCUACAAUGGGCAGUCUUAUAUCCUGUCAACUUUCCUUCCAAGUACGCCUGUGAAUUGUCGAGCAAUCUUGAAGCAAAACAUUCGAAUAUCACAAGUAGCGAUGCAGCAAAUGUCACCCGGUCUUGGUAUGAUUGUCAUAAUUCACAAGCAGAAACGAAAAAGUUCUGGACCAUUACAGUUUUUGUAGUCAAUGGUCUAUCUCAUAUUUUUAUCCUUCUGGAGUUGAUAUAUGUCAUGAGGAAAGCUAAAAUCAAUGUGUAUUUUAGGGAAGAUUUAGGGUUUUUCAAUAUUCAUCUGCUAAACAAGGACAACGUCUUUGAAAAUUACUUAGCGGAAAUGAAGAAAAAUAUUAAGAAGAACACGAAGUUUUAUGAACCCCUUCUUCCAAAUAUUCCUGGUGAAAAGAGAAAAUUGCUCGAACUUGACGAAAUUUACACCAAUCUGAUCAUUUACCAUGGAAGAGUAAAACACGAAUUCAGAGGAGAAAGACACGAGAUAUUCGAAGGAUACCUAAGGUCACAAGAACAUCAUCAGUCCAUGAACAAGAUUGAAAACAUUUUUGAACCAGAACCAGAAAACCCACAAGAAAGACCUCUCUCUAUCAUGAUCAUUGGUCGACCGGGUAUUGGCAAGAGCUUGUUAUGUCUGCGGAUCCUUCGUGACUGGGCCUGUGGUAAAACCUUCAACGAGGAAGCAGGAGAAGGGAAAUGUUUUGAAUUUGUUUAUCUUUUCAAAUUUAGACAUUUCAACAGUGAUGAGAAAAUAAAUCUUCAGCAACUGCUAAAAAGAGGUCAUUUCGCGGGAGCGGUUGCUAAUGAGGUCUACCAGAGGAUACUAAGCCACCCAGAAAAAGUGUUGCUUAUUUUCGAUGGUCUUGAUGAAUUUGGAAAGAAAGAAAACAUUGUUAAAGAAGAAGAAUUUGGGAACAAUCUUGCAGAGACACUUCCAUUCUCUGCAUUGUAUGCCAAGUUAACACUAGGAGAACUCUUCAAAGGAGCUACAGUUGUAACUACCUCAAGACCAACUGCUCUUUCUUAUGUAUCAUUUCCAAAUAAAACGUUUGACCGAACUUUGGAAAUUCUGGGAUUCAAUUCAGAGGAAAUAGAAAAAUACGUGGAAAGGUUCUGUCAACACUCUACUCUAAAAGAGAAAUUAUGGAAUCACAUCAGCAUCAAUGCAAAUCUUUUGUCUUUGUGCUACAUUCCUGCAAAUUGUCACAUUGUGUGCUAUUCGUUACAAGAACGACUAAUAAUACGAGAUGAAGAAAGUGUUGAUGAUUUGCCAACUACACUCACUGAAAUUUACGAAGAUGCAUUGGUGCUUAUUGUCUGCAAACACAACCCACACUAUCGUUGCAGUCGUCCUAAACAAGAAAAGCUGUUAUCUGAACAAGGCUUCGAUCCUAAAGUAGAAGAAUCUUUGAAACGUCUAGGGGAAAUAGCUUAUGAUGGAAUUGAAGAGAAUAGGCUGAUCUUUGAAUCAAAUGAAGUCAAGAAACAUGAAGAAAGUGGUCUGCUUCAUCGGCUGCCCGACCAAAAGGUUGGUGUUAUCCGACACAAAGAACAGUACUGCUUCCUUCACUUAACGAUUCAAGAGCUUCUGGCUGCAAGAUACAUCGUAAAGAGGAAAAGUUUGAACGAACUGCAAAGCUGGAUUUCUGAACAUCUACAUGAAGGCAAGUGGGAAGUAGUGAUGCAGUUUGUUGCUGGGUUGGUUCAUCAUAAAGAACAUAUGAACUCUAUAGCAGGGAUUUUUAUUGAAAGUUUACCUCGGCAAACAUCUGAUGAAAUAUGGGUGCCACCAUAUGCACAAAAGGAGCUAGUGAUCAGACUUUUCAAGUGCAUAUUUGAGAUUUCACGAAACUCAAAUAACCAAUGGAAAAGCUUGGUUGCAGACAACUUGAGUGAUGUAGUACACAUACAGCUGGUUAACAUGUCAUUAACUGAUGUUGAUAUUACAGCGAUAGUGUUCGUUUUACAAGAAAUAAAGAGUAUUGUAAGUGUGAAUGUAAGUGGCAACCACAUUACAUCUAUUGGUUGUCAGGAGAUGUAUAAGCUACUGACGAUGUCAGAAUGCAAACUAACUACGUUGUUCAUCAGUUACAACCCAAUAGGUGAUGAUGGAUUAAAACACUUGUCUAUUGCACUGGCUACAAAUGAGUGCAAACUAACCACGCUGGUUAUCAGUUUGGACCAAAUAAGUGAUUUUGGAUUAAAGCACUUGUCUGAUGCACUAGCUAAAAAUGAGUGCAAACUAACCACGUUGGACAUCUGUGGCAACCGAAUAGGUGAUGAUGGAUUAAAGCACUUAUCUAUUGCACUGGCUAAAAAUGAGUGCAAACUAACCACGUUGGACAUCAGUAAGAACCAAAUAGGUGAAGAUGGAUUAAAGCAUUUGUCUGAUGCACUCGCUACAAAUGAGUGCAAACUAACCACGUUGAAAAUCAGUCAGAACCAAAUAAGUGAUGAUGGGUUAAAGCACUUGUCUAUUGCACUCACUACAAAUGAGUGCAAACUAACCACGUUGAACAUCAGUUACAACCAAAUAAGUGAUGAUAGAUUAAAACACUUGUCUGAUGCACUUGCUACGAAUGAGUGCAAACUAACCACGUUGGACAUCAGUUGGAACCAAAUAAGUGAUGAUGGAUUAAAGUAUUUGUCUGAUGCACUCGCUACAAAUGAGUGCAAACUAACCACGUUGGACAUCAGUCACAACCAAAUAAGUGAUGAUGGAUUAAAUUAUUUGUCUGAUGUCCUCGCUACAAAUAAUUGGAUACUGAAUUUGUUUAAAUGAAGCCACGAUGCGACAAUAGAGAUCUAUAUCACAAUAGACAGCAGGGCCGGGUUGUUCAAAGCUGGAUUGGCACUAAUCCAGGAUUAACUCUAUAGAUCUUUUUAAGAGUUAACUAAGGAUUAGCACUAAUCGGGCUUUGAAAAACUGGGCCCUGAAGUAGAAUAAAUUUAUUUAUGAUAAAACUAAAAGAUAAACACUGUAACUGUGAACGAAAUCCCACCCCACCCCCACCCCACCCCCAAAAACCCACAAAGUUUAGUUGAAAGAAACAGCUACGUACUUUAUAAAUAAAUGAAUGAAUGAAUGAAUGAAUGAAUGAACUGUUUUUCAAUUAAAAUCCAAAAAUGUCUUGGGUUUGGAAAACCAAUUGUUUUGGGGAACAUGUUCAAGUUAAUGUCACCUAUAUAUACUCUAAUGUCAUAUUUGUAAACACAGGCUCUCUAGCCAAUCAGAUUGAGAGUUGUAUUGAACUAGUGUUAAUGAUUUUUUUAGAUAAGUUACAAAAUAAUAAACAUUUAAUUAG
Actinia tenebrosa (Australian red waratah sea anemone) is the source of this 3829-nucleotide messenger RNA. RefSeq lists its product as uncharacterized. Lineage: Eukaryota; Metazoa; Cnidaria; Anthozoa; Actiniaria; Actiniidae. Gene Ontology annotation, molecular function: protein binding. The record is from RefSeq and is a predicted model, not a curated record.